GUAAGCAAAGAGUCAAACAGUUUGACAGUUUUAGAGAAUUCAAUUUUGAGAUUUGAAUUGAAGUCCCACUCACAGACGUUGUCCUAAACACGUACUAGUAGACAGAAAGAGAAAAGAAAACCCUCGAUUUCAAAAUUCACAAUCCGAUUCUCAUCCUUAGAGAAGAAGAACAAGAAGACCUUAUUCACCAUGACUGGUGUUGAUCAACCUCAAGUCCAUCCUGCCGACACCACUACCAAACCCGAACACUCCGCCUCCGAUUCUCACUCCCAUACCCCUUCCGAUUACGCUCCAUAUCCUAAAAUCGACCCAAACGACGUCGCACCACCACCACCAUCUCAAUCCGUUCCAACUGAAUCACGCGCCACCGAUGCUGCCACCACUAUGCCCACCGAGUCUAAUCCAUAUGUCUCUCCAGCGCCGGUCCCCGCACCCACACCUGCAAAGAAUACUUUAGAUUCUGUGAAAGAUGUUCUUGGAAAAUGGGGAAAGAAAGCUGCUGAGGCUACCAAGAAAGCCGAGGAUCUUGCUGGAAAUAUGUGGCAGCACUUGAAAACGGGUCCUAGUUUUGCGGAUGCUGCUGUGGGGAGGAUUGCCCAGGGAACAAAAGUUCUAGCCGAAGGUGGUUAUGAGAAGAUCUUUAGACAAACUUUUGAGACUGUACCUGAGGAACAACUUCUCAAAACAUAUGCAUGCUACCUCUCCACCUCUGCAGGACCUGUCAUGGGAGUCUUGUAUUUGUCAUCUGCAAAGCUCGCCUUUUGUAGUGAUAACCCACUCUCUUACCAAACCGGUGACCAGACUCAAUGGAGCUAUUAUAAGGUGGUUAUUCCAUUGCAUCAGCUGAGAGCAGUGAACCCAUCCACAAGCAAAGUCAACCCAUCCGAAAAAUUUAUACAGAUUAUCUCUGUUGACAACCAUGAAUUUUGGUUUAUGGGCUUUGUGAACUACGACAGCGCUGUUAAACACAUUCAAGAAGCAUUGCAGGCUCGCUGAUACCCACUGAACUGAAAAGCUUCAUGUAUUAUACCAAAGAUGAGGUCUGUGUGAUAAACUAUCCUCAUUUCACAACUUGAAACAUUAUAUCUUUAUACUGUAGUUGGUAAGUCUAGUUUGUGGAGCCGUUAUAGUUUUGAGAACGAUACUCAUUUCUUAUUUCUGGCAUCAUGUGUUUUACAUGUGUGGGAGUUAACUGAUUUGUUGUAAGUUAAACCAAUAUACUUUCAUUUCUUAUAUCUUAUUCUAUUCAAUUGUACUUUUUUUUCCAA
Messenger RNA from Vicia villosa (hairy vetch), 1268 nucleotides. Its product is annotated as GEM-like protein 1. The record is from RefSeq and is a predicted model, not a curated record. NCBI's taxonomy places the organism in Eukaryota, Viridiplantae, Streptophyta, Magnoliopsida, Fabales, Fabaceae. The transcript is spliced from 4 exons. Bases 190 to 996 code for a protein of 268 amino acids.